Messenger RNA from Cyprinus carpio (common carp), 1641 nucleotides. RefSeq lists its product as uncharacterized. NCBI's taxonomy places the organism in Eukaryota, Metazoa, Chordata, Actinopteri, Cypriniformes, Cyprinidae. The coding region runs from base 445 to 1641 and encodes 398 amino acids. The transcript is spliced from 11 exons. The record is from RefSeq and is a predicted model, not a curated record.
AGCUUGAAAUGAAACAAAUUCGUACAUAGGCCAUUCAACAUUCAAAAACAGCAGAACUUCUUAAGUCUAAAAGUCUUAUAUCUAAAAGUACAGCAAGAUUUAAAAAUGAAAAUGAUUUAUCUAAAUCAGCCACAAAGGACAAUCUAACCAAACAUAGUUGGACAAAGCAUGCAGCUCUGAGCUACAUUUGUUAGCCAAAUUUCAAUGGAAAGUCUGAAGCCAUGACUAUUGUGUGUUAACUUCCAGGUGGCCUAUGGACUUGGGGAAUGUGAAAUGCAAAUGUGAGAGAGGGCUUUGUAAAUUAGCUUUUGCCUGCCCCGCUGCAUUCGUCAACUUUCCUUAAUUCUCAUUCAGCACCACCUUUCACUUUGGAAACUGGUUCACAGGGAACAUGUUGUUAUGACAGAUAACAUAGCCUAAAACUUGUUGAUCCUCUCUUUUAAAAUGCAGAUUGUAAGGAUCAAGACACUGUCUGGUGCAGGAAUGCUGCUUUUUGCUGCGCUAUUCAUUUUUAGCCAAACUUCAUAUGUGGCUUCCGCAGAGGUGACCCAAUGGGCAGAGAUCAUGAUUGAGGGGAAUAAAACAUUAAAUGUUGCAGUCCAUCUGCCUGGACUUAUAGGGACUCUUCUGGAUACAACAGGGGUAACUAUCACAGAUGCUGAAAUAGCAGCAGAGUGUGAGAUAAUUGGCCAAAAUUCAACAUGCUGGUGUGGACCAGACUAUGUUUGGAGUAAUCUUGUGUGUGACAAUGUAAAUAAAUGCUGCAAUGUGGACAAAUGUGUGGCAAAUGUUUCAUACUACACACCUCUGUGUCUGCCAAAAGUGAAUGUUUCACUUAUUGGUGUACUCACUGGGAGCUCCCCAGACGUCCAAACACUGCUGCUGAAUGCUUUUAAUGUGCUAAAUGCCUUCAACUCAUUGACCAUGCAAGGCAGCCUUUACACAGGCAUAAGUACAUACGCUCACAAUUUCACAGUCUCUCUUAGUUCUGUGUUUUCCACCCUCAAAGUUCAAAGCAUAAUUUCUACGCUGUUGACAAAUCGAACCAUUUACAGUCUCAGUGUUAAGUCACUAGGCAUGGUAUACAUGGAGGCACCUACAGGAAAAGUGUGUUACAAUUCAAGACAACAGCUGAACUGUACCAGUAUAGAGGCUAUGAGCAAGUGCGUGUGGCAGAUGUCCAGAGAUGAUGAAGCGACAUUGACUCUGGGACCAGGGAGUGAAGUACAGCUGUCAGAUACUUGUACAGAACUCUCAACAGUCACUCUUCUAAAGACAAAUGGAUUCUGGUCAGGAACAUACAUCUGCCUUUUCGUCGCUGGGAACAUAGCUCACAUGGCCAUGGCACCCAUUCAAAUUGCACUUCUGCCAGAGGUCAUUAAUGUGACAAGCAAUCCACAAACUGCAGAUUGUUCUGCAUCAUCAUCCACCAAAGUUAGCAUCUUAUGUUCCAUCGAAAACAGCACUGAAACCUACAAAGCCAUGCUAAAACUAAUCCUGACCAAAAACCACCACUUAAAAAAUAUAAUUAAAAAAAUAUCUUAUAAACCUCACUUUACAUUAAACAAAAAUACAACUACUUAUUAUCUUGGCUGCACUUUAUUUUACACAAAUAAUCAACUGAGUCUGCAAGUCACAUAA